Messenger RNA from Cheilinus undulatus (humphead wrasse), 2429 nucleotides. Its product is annotated as gastrula zinc finger protein XlCGF8.2DB-like. NCBI's taxonomy places the organism in Eukaryota, Metazoa, Chordata, Actinopteri, Labriformes, Labridae. Bases 78 to 896 code for a protein of 272 amino acids. Gene Ontology annotation, biological process: regulation of transcription by RNA polymerase II. Gene Ontology annotation, molecular function: RNA polymerase II cis-regulatory region sequence-specific DNA binding; DNA-binding transcription factor activity. The transcript is spliced from 2 exons. The record is from RefSeq and is a predicted model, not a curated record.
AUCACCGUUGGCGUGUUCAGUCUGAGCGUUCAGAGUGGACUUUUCUCCUCCUUCUUCGACUCUUGGAUGUUUGUCAGAUGUCCGGGUUUCAGGCUCUUUCAGUUUUUCCUGAUGAGGUCCAUCAGCUGUCAGUGAAUAAAGAAGAGGCAUGCCCUGAGCAGCAGGAGAGGAGUGAACAUCUGAAAAUUAAAAAUGAACCUGAGGAACUGUGGAGCAAUGAAGAGGGAGCUCAGCUUCAAGGGCAAGAGGAGGAUGAUAUCAAGUUCCCUUUUGUUCCUGUCCCUGUGAAGAAAGAAGAUGAUGAAGAGGAUCCUCAGUUUUUACAGCAUUAUCAAAAACAAAUCAAAGAGUCAGCCAGGAACUUUGAUCCAGAGAGAGAUUUACAACAACAUUCUGAGAUCAAGACUGAAGACUCUUCUGAUCCAGAGACUGAAGACUCCUCUGAUCCAGAGACUGAUGACAGCUCUGAUUGGAGGGAGAUGACAGAACAACAGUCAGGUUCAAAGUCAGUGGAAAAAAGCAGAGAAAUUAGAGUAAAUAUUACAAAGAAAUUAUAUAUCUACUCAGAGAGUGGGAAAAGAUUUAAGAGUGAACAAGGUUUGACUAGACACAUGGUUGUUCAUAAUGAAGAAAAACCCUUCAGCUGCACUGAGUGUGGUCAGAGAUUUACCCAUAAAGGAAGUUUAACUGGUCACAUGAGAAUUCACACAGGAGAGAAACCAUUUAUCUGCUCUGUGUGUGGUAAGAGAUUUACCCAAAAAGGAACUUUAACUGCUCACAUGAGAAUUCACACAGGGGAGAAACCGUUUGUCUGCACUGAGUGUGGCAAAGGAUUUUCCAUGCACGGAAAUUUAACUGUUCACAUGAGAACUCACACCAGUGGAAAAACCUUUUGACUGUUCUGUGUGUGGUCAGAGAUUUACCCUAAAAGGAACUUUUACUGUUCACUUGAGAACUCACAAGUGAGAAACCAUUUGUCUGCUCUUUUCUAAACAUAAAAUGUCCAUAAGAGACAUAUGGUAGACAAACUGUACUUACAUAUGCUCAUUUACGCACAAAAACCCAAAGUCCACAUGGUAGAGUGCCUGUUGCUUGUUAACCACCCUGCUGUCUGUGAGACUGAGUGAAGCAGCAGGCACUUUGUAUGUAUUAUUUGCUCUGUCCACCAGGGGUUGCUGCCAGACUCUCCAACAAGUUGUUUUUCAACAGUGUUGAAACCUACACGUCACUGUGUCUCUCUUCUUGUUUACGUUACCUUUGCUAUAGGUUGGCACUUCAUUUAUGGCCUUUAGCUGUUUCUUUUUGUUUCUUCCAAGAUUUUCACCGUGUCCAAGAUUUUGGUCUUUGUGAAUCUUUGUCAAGUUUUUUUUUUUUUGUUUGCUCCAGGGUAUUUUUUGAGUUGUUUUUGUAUUAUUUUGGCUUCAUCACAGCAGCCCAAAGUCUUUUUAAUACCUUUUUAUAACCUUUUCUGAAUCCUGCACACCCAGACUUCACAGCUGAAUUUACCUGCUUUUUCAAUUCCUCCAGUAACCCACUGAUGUGGUGUUGGCUGGCCAGUGACAUUAUUAUGAUGUUUAUUUGGGGGAAUGAAGGACAUUUGGGGUUGUAUUUGGAACCGGGCGAAUUGGCCCGAAUCAGUGGAGAGGACAUUGCUUGCCGGGUGAGACCGUCAUCAGGAGAGUUCCACUUUGGCAACGCUCAGCUUCCAGGACAGGAUCAAAGGUUUUCCUCUGUAUUGUAAUGUUCCACCUUCAGGACUCCAUCUCUCUACGGCAAAGGAGGCGAUCCUGGUCUAAUUCCUACUAAACUGGUUGAUGUGUUUCACUCGGGUUCAUAAAAACCUUCAAUCAAAUCAGACCUAUUUUCUGUUCAAACCCGUGAAGUAAGUCUGAACUAUUUUCAAAAAUCAAUUCCCAAAUUCUUCUGUUAAAUUAUUUUUCCUCAGUUUCAGAUCAUCCUCACCCUUCAUCAAAUCAGAUUAUUAUCAUCUCCUUUAGCCAUUUCCUUUAUUCCUACAUUAUAACUCAUAUUGUUAAGUGAUUGACACUUUGUAAUGGUGCUUUUCAUAAUAAAUCUUCAAAAUGUAAGUCAUUUGUCCAGAAAGGAUUAUUUCAGGAAAGUUGUCACUGAAACAAGAAUUCACAACUAAAGGUAUGAGACUGAUUUAGAUUUUAAGGUUAAAUGUGGCUAUUCCAUAUUUCAUUCUCACAUUGUUCGGUGGUGCCCUUAUUAAUGACUGCAAUUAAAUUUAAUAUCACUACAAUCUGAUACAACAUGGUCCAGAGAACAUCAUUAUUGUUUUCCCUGUGAAAAGUGGUGACUUUGUCUUAGUAAUAAGAAAUGUCAUAUUGCUGAUAGAGCAUCCUGACUGUGAUAAAACACUCAGCUGGAAUUCUCUCUUUGAAGAUGCACAAAACCCCAGAGACAGA